Dermatophagoides farinae (American house dust mite) is the source of this 2111-nucleotide messenger RNA. The record is from RefSeq and is a predicted model, not a curated record. Lineage: Eukaryota; Metazoa; Arthropoda; Arachnida; Sarcoptiformes; Pyroglyphidae.
AUUGGACUUUGUUGUUUCAUUAUCUCUCUAUGCGUUUGUGUGUGUGUGUAUAUCGUGAUAUAAUAACAAUAUAUAUCGAAACCAACGAGAUCCAGAUGAAAAAAAAUGGCAAUGUUAUUAUUUGAUGACAUCGAAAUAUUAAUGAUGACAAUAACGAUUUGUGAUUCAAUACUUGAACAAUAUAUUGUAUUCUCUUGACGACGACCACGACGAUCAUCAAAAAUCAGCUGGACUUGUUAUGAUCGAUAAUGAUCAACAUAAUCGUAGUGUGAAUAAUAAUAUCAAUCCAUUGAUGAUUUCAAACCACAUCAAUAAUAAUCAACAAACAAAUUAUUUCCAUCAAUCGGUUAUUUGAUAAAGCGUUUUUUUUUCUUUCAUAUUCGAAAAUCCUCUUUCAAUUUACCAAUUUCAUUAAUCAAAAAGCUAAUUAUUGAAGUCGACAGUGUAUUCAACAUUUAAAUUUGAUUCCAAAAAUGUACUACAAUCAUCCACCACCACAACAACAACAACAACAACAACCAGUGAAUCAGUCAUCCUCGAAUCAAUCGGAUGACCAUCGUCAUCAUCAUCAUCAAAAUCAAAUAUUUCAUCAGGCAUCAUAUCAUCAAGAUCCAUAUACAUUCUAUCCAUUCAGUUUCUUUCCAAAAGAUGUUGAUAUUGAUGACGAUGUUGACGAUGUUGAUGGUAGACCAAAUACAUUUGUUGAUAAUCAACAACAAUCACAAUAUCAACAACAUCAACAACAAUUGGAAAAAAUUGAUAUUGUAGGCCAUCCAACAACAUUGUAUCAGAAUCGUUCUGUAUCGAUUAUAAAUUGUGAAUAUAAAUUAAAAGAAAAAUAUCCACAUCUAAUUACAUUGAUCUUCUUCUUUGUCAUUUAUAUAACAAUCAUUCUAUUGGGUGCAUCAUUAUUCAUGGCAUUCGAAUCGAAAGCAGAACAACGUCUUCGUGAUCAAAUUAUGAAUAAACAACAAUUGUUUCUUGAACAGAAUCAAUGUGUCGAUUCCAAAGAAUUGAAACAAUUUAUCAAAAGUGUCAUCAUUACAUAUGAUAAAGGUGUAAAUUUGGCAUUGCUUAAUGAUCUAGUUGAUUCAAUGAUGAUGACAACGAUGACAGUUGCCGAUUCCGAUGGUGAUGAAACGGAUAAAAUGUUAGCUGGAAAUAAAAAUGUUUCAAAAGUGAUUGUCAUUGAUAAACGAACCGAUGACAGCAAUGAUGAUGUCAUUGAAGAAAUAAUUGUAACUGAAAGAAAACAGCAACAACCAUCAUUGAAAUCAUAUCCAACCGAACAACAACAACAAUUGGAAGAACAACAACAAAAAGAAGGCCAAAGAGUUAAAGCAUCAACAUUGAUUGUACCGAUACAAAUGUCAAAUUGGGAAUUUGGUUCCAGUAUGACAUAUGUUGCAAGUGUUGUCACUACAAUUGGCUAUGGUCAUGUUACACCGAUUACGAAUGAAGGAAAAAUUUUAACAAUAGUUUUCGGUGCCAUAUCGAUUCCAUGUACAUUACUGUUUCUUUCCAUCAUCAUUUCAAUGAUUCGUGAUGGUCCAAUCAAACAGAUUGAAGUAUGGCUCAUCAAAUUAUUCGGUUAUUUUACUGAAGAAGUAACAUUAUUAAAAAUUCGUUUCCUACAUCUAUUCCUGGUUACAAUGGUACUAUUUUCCGCAUUGAUAAUCCUACCGGCUUUUCUGUUUAAACAAAUGGAACCACAAUGGACAUUUUUAGAUUCAUUUUAUUAUUGUUUCAUUACAAUCACUACGGUUGGUCUUGGCGAUUAUGUACCCGGACAAAAUGGUCUGACCGAAAAUCGUACAUGGUAUCUAAUCAGUAUAGUUGUCUACAUGUACUUUGGUCUUUGUUUGAUGAUGUUAUGGAUUGCAUUGGUUCUUCGUAUACCAUAUUUUAAUUUUAAAACAUUUUUAGUUAUUGAAGAACCAGAAUUAUUGGAACGUAAACUUAUUAAUGAACAAAUUCGUAAUUGUCAACAACAUUCGAUUAUAAAUUCCAGUGACAAUGAUCAUGAUCAUGAUGAUGAUGAUGAUGAUGAGAAAGCACCAUUAAUAACAUCGACAUCAUCACCACCAUCAUACAUUAUCAAUCAAAUUUAA